Messenger RNA from Cydia pomonella (codling moth), 2555 nucleotides. RefSeq lists its product as uncharacterized. The transcript has 2 exons. The record is from RefSeq and is a predicted model, not a curated record. Gene Ontology annotation, cellular component: SCF ubiquitin ligase complex. Gene Ontology annotation, biological process: SCF-dependent proteasomal ubiquitin-dependent protein catabolic process. The coding region runs from base 257 to 1723 and encodes 488 amino acids. Lineage: Eukaryota; Metazoa; Arthropoda; Insecta; Lepidoptera; Tortricidae.
GAUGUAACUCUUUACUCCAGCAUCAGAUAAUUCGAACAUAACCACUGGACGCAUUGUAAACACCUUCACUCAUAAAAAUUUCUAUAAAUAUGCGCGUUUGUGUGUGUUUGAAUUAUAAACGGUGCGCUGGCGCCGCGCCAGAACGCAUGCGCUAAAUAGCUUACGAGGAUCACUUCUCACCCGCCCCGACACCGACGCGGAACUCUGCGAUGCUCAAAAGAUAGUACAAAAAAGUGAUAAAUAAAGUGCUGUGAAAAUGUCCCCAAAGUGCCCAGUUCCUCCUCUUCAAGAAAUUACACUAUCUUUAGUAGCCAGGCAGCUCAUCCACGCCCUCUCCAGAGUCACCGCUGACGAAGAUGUUGCUAUGCUCUUCGCGAUGGUCUCGUCGUAUUACGAGCAAAUGGGGGCUACUAGUGACAUAUUUCAAGAUCUCAUGAACUUAAUACUAAGCUCUGAAUACCUCGACCCCUCUAUAAGAUACUACACAAUGAAGUUACUGCUUAGAGAGAAUGUGAAAACUCUUGCUACGGGAAUGUUCCCCUGCCCUUACUACAGGAAAGUCAUUGAGCUGAUUGUUGAACAGGGGCAUCAUUUGACUACUCUCAAUCUUAAAGGAGUAUGGGUUAAAGAAGACCAUCUGACGCUCAUGUAUAAUCUAAUCAAGAAUCUUACAAACCUGACAGUUCUCCAUAUUCCUUACAUCGCUAACGAUGAAGUGCUCAAAUUCAUCGGCGAACAUAAUAAACAGCUGAAACUCUUAGACGUGUCUGGAGAGACGGAUAUCACAGAAAUUGGUAUAGACGCCAUGUUGUCUGGAAAUCCGGAGCUGACUCGAAGUUUAACUGUGGUCAACAUAGGAAUUUACGGCGAAGAAAACAUCGACCACACAGACGUGGCGUUGUUGAUACGACGGUUACCUAACCUUACAAACCUAGGCAGUUACUCAUUCGUCGGGAAAUCUCUUUACUACAUCUACAACAAUGAUUGUCCGCCUGAUUUCAAAACAAAGUUACAGUACAUCCACGACGCUCAGACAAACAUGAGGACCAUGAAAGCGAUAGUAGCUUUAUGUCCAAGUCUCGAAACUAUUUAUCUAGAAGAGCCCGAUUCAGGCGUGCUUGCGUUGAUCAAAGAGUUUAAAGACAUUAACAAAAUUAAGCUUAACAAAUUCCAGUGCCAUGAGCUGCAUCAGCUACUCGACAAAAUCGGAUAUAAGAUUGUUACACUAAUGUUGUCUGGAUCGUUGGGAUCAUUCAACUUUACUAGGAUAGCAGAAACGUGCAGAAACUUGGAGAGUUUGGAGUUCUAUCAAAUACAGACCGCGACGCACGAAGAAGAAGUUCCAUUUACAAAACUAGAGCAUAUAGAAAUAGUUCAAGGAAACUUAUCGUCUUCGUGUCUCAAAUAUUUAAUGUGUGGGAGCCCGAAACUGAAGAAAAUCAUAAUAGCAGACGAAAUUAAGUUGGAUGACAACGAUAUGUCGAGAAUGCUCCGCCGCUACAAAUUUGAGAACCUCGAAGGCAUUUGGUUCCCGAACGCACCUCGGCUAACACGUGACACCGUGGAACUACUCAUGGAGUGCUGUCCCAAACUGCAGAGCUUGGGACAGCUGAGCGGCUGGCGGUUCACUCCUGAUGACAUGAUGCUUAUGAGAGCUAUAAUAGCAAGUACUAAUAUUGAUCUAGUGCUGUCGCCGCUCGGUAUUUUCCAGCAAGGUAACUAGGAAAUGUGGAAGGACAGUAAAGCUAGUUCUAGAUGACACUGAUGAUGGUACCUUCGUUUAUAUGGAAUUUGAUGGUUAAAGUUGUAGGUGGCGCUCUCGACGAUAUGGUACUUUUUGUAUGGAAUUUGACAACACCAUAGAUAGACAAUCAAAGUGACAGUGGCCUUCUAAAUUGUAUGCUCGUCGCGUGCCUAGCCGAUAUCAACUAUAAUAAUAGAAACGAUAAUGGGUCAGUUUAAAUAUAAUGGGUCAAUUACCAAAUAAAGUGAGCCGUUUCAUUUCUCUUGAGUGUACAGCAAAGAAGGAGGCGUAUACUUAAUGCCGGUGAUAAACGUCAUUGGCUAUGUGCACGACAGUAGUGGGUAUCUGGGUAUACCUGGGUACCCUUUCAAUAUGUAUGUAUGUAUGUAUAUACUUUAUUGUACAUAGAAAUAAAAACACGAAAAACACAGUUACAGAGUAAAUUAAAUACAACAAAGGCGAACUUAUCCCUGUAUGGGAUCUCUUCCAGUAAAUAAUAAUAUUAUAGUGUUAAUCUUACUGAAUACGAGGAAAACAUCAUUGGCUUGUAUUACUGUGACUGAUUUUUCUUAAUUUGCAAUGAGACUCUUAUGAAAAAUGCAAUUUAGAAAACUCACUGUCAUUUCUGAUAGAAUCUAUUGAUUUUAUUGAUGUACUAAAAAAGUUUUAUGCUGCAAAAUGUAUUCAUUUAUUCGUUAUUUAACAACUGUGGAAAUACCCAAAACCUUAAAUCUAUUGAUACCUUCUGCAAAUGGCAUAAAGUAAGAUAUACCACACGUGGUAUAUUUGAAAAUAAACAGUUGAAAUACAA